Molecule: messenger RNA, 1242 nt
Organism: Otolemur garnettii (small-eared galago)
Lineage: Eukaryota; Metazoa; Chordata; Mammalia; Primates; Galagidae
Gene: MNAT1
Product: MNAT1, CDK activating kinase assembly factor
Exons: 7
Coding region: 117-920 (267 amino acids)
Biological process (GO): nucleotide-excision repair; regulation of transcription by RNA polymerase II; positive regulation of cyclin-dependent protein serine/threonine kinase activity
Cellular component (GO): transcription factor TFIIH holo complex
Molecular function (GO): cyclin-dependent protein serine/threonine kinase activator activity
Source: RefSeq, a predicted model, not a curated record
UCCCUGCUGAGAGCCCGUUGGUGGAGGUCCGCUUGGCGUCUGGCCUGAGGAGGCUUGCAGUAAGUAGCUGUGGCUGAAGCAGGUAUCCUGGCAGAGUUGGCAGUAGAGAAGGCGCCAUGGACGAUCAAGGCUGCCCCAGGUGUAAGACCACCAAAUACCGGAACCCGUCUUUGAAGCUGAUGGUGAACGUGUGCGGACACACUCUGUGUGAGAGUUGUGUGGACUUACUGUUUGUGAGAGGAGCUGGAAACUGUCCUGAGUGUGGUACUCCACUUAGAAAGAGCAACUUCAGGGUGCAGCUCUUUGAAGAUCCCACUGUUGACAAAGAGGUUGAGAUUCGGAAAAAAGUGCUAAAGAUAUACAAUAAAAGGGAAGAAGACUUUCCUAGUCUAAGAGAAUAUAAUGAUUUCCUAGAAGAAGUGGAAGAAAUUGUUUUCAACUUGACCAACAAUGUGGAUUUGGACAACACCAAAAAGAAAAUGGAGAUAUAUCAAAAGGAAAACAAAGAUGUUAUUCAGAAAAACAAGUUAAAACUGACUCGGGAACAGGAGGAAUUAGAAGAAGCUUUAGAAGUAGAACGACAGGAAAAUGAACAGAGAAGACUAUUUAUACAAAAAGAAGAACAACUUCAGCAGAUUCUAAAAAGGAAGAAUAAGCAGGCUUUUUUGGAUGAACUGGGUCAACAUAUUUCAUUAGCACCUAUUCAAAAACUUGAAGAAGCGCUGUAUGAAUACCAACCACUGCAAAUAGAGACAUGUGGUCCAAAAGUUCCUGAGUUUGAGAUGCUAGGAAGACUUGGGUAUUUAAACCACGUCAGAGCUGCCUCUCCACAGGACCUUGCUGGGGGCUACACUUCUUCUCUUGCUUGUCACAGAGCUCUACAAGAUGCAUUCAGUGGGCUUUUCUGGCAGCCCAGUUAACCUUUAUUUCUCUGUUUAUAAGAUUUGGACCUUGGAGCUGAACCUGAGAGCUAGCAAAAGUGAAGCAGACUCGUAAAAUUAUAGCUGUGUGCAGCUGCACAGAACAGCUGCAUUAAAGUAUUUAUAAAGAGAAAUUUUCAGAAAGAAACAAAUACUGGGGAUACAUAUUUGGGAAAAAUAGUUUUUACUUAUAUUUUUCUGAGAGAGAUUGAUGCAGUAAGCUUCAUCUGAUGGAAGAGAGGAAUAAAUAAUUAACAUGUUGUGUUUAAGGUUGACAGACUUGUAAAAAUCUUUUCAAAAAUAAAGCUAGACUUUAUAUUAA